AUGAAUGCACACCCAUUGCGUCGAGUGCCCUUGGUCAGGUGGCCCAUUACGCCCUGCCGACGGGCAUCGAGCAAGGUACCUCGAGAUCAAAUUCCAAUCUCAAAGAAAAAACAGCCUCUUGGCAACACACAAAAUGGCCCCUCAGAGCUCAAAAGGACCGUAAAGCCUAAAAGGCGUGAAGUCCCUCCAAAGACACAGUCUUCACAAACUGAAGACCCCAGCUCCGAAACCAAGGAGAAAAAGAGCAAACAUGGAAUCCCUCCAACUGCCCUCGCCUUUAUGGGCAUUACAGCCCUAGCAAUAAGUACCUACAGCAGCUACCUAUACGUCUCAUACAAACGCGAAGUGAAGAAAAGCCAAGCCCUGGUUGUAUCCAACGACGUUUCAGACAGAUACAACAAAACAGCCUCAACGUUCGACGCGGACGUCGAAAUCUCCGAAAAGUUCAUGCAACUGGGUAGCAAGCGCAAUGACCUAAUCCGACACGCUCGCGGCAACGUCCUAGAAGUGAGCUGCGGCACAGGCCGCAAUUUACCAUACUACCUCCUCGGCGAGCGACGAGGCGUCAACGAAUUCCACCACCACCUCGAGGUCAACGGCUGCCGGUCGAUCACAUUCACAGAUCUAAGCCCGCAGAUGGUCGCAAUCACAAAGCAGAAGUUCGAAUCUAUGUACCCGGAUUUCACUCGCGUGUCUUACCAAUGCGUCGACGCGGGCACUGUCACGCCCCCGCCUGCUGGACCGGGGGAUCCGCCGCGCUACUUUGAUACCAUUGUGCAGACUAUGGGUCUAUGCUCGAUGCCAGAUCCUGUUGCGACGCUGCGCCAUUUGGGGUCGAUUACUGAGCCGAAGAAUGGUCAUAUCUUGCUUCUUGAGCAUGGUCGUUCGCGGUGGGAUUGGGUUAAUGGUAUUCUUGAUAACCUUGCUCCUGCCCAUGCGGACCGUCAUGGGUGUUGGUGGAAUCGGGAUAUUGGUGCUAUUACAUUCGGCUCUAGCUAA
Molecule: messenger RNA, 999 nt
Organism: Penicillium arizonense
Lineage: Eukaryota; Fungi; Ascomycota; Eurotiomycetes; Eurotiales; Aspergillaceae
Product: class I SAM-dependent methyltransferase
Exons: 3
Coding region: 1-999 (332 amino acids)
Source: RefSeq, a predicted model, not a curated record